UUCAGGAUGCAUCCUGUCAAAAGUUUUUCUCCAAGUAUGGGGCUCUGAUUGUGUGGUUCCUGAAAGCAAGACCAAUCAUUUCCGUUGCUUCACUGGCUAAACCCCCUACUUGAUGGGGACAAGGACAGAAACCAGCCAUUACGAUCUGAUAUAUUAUCCAAACAAUUUAGUAUAUUCAUGAGGUAACCGAAACGUGAAACGUGGGGGCUGUGAAAUUACCCUUAAUCAAUUGCAGCGGCGAGCGCGAGUCCCCCCUCCCCGGCUGUCCCCACCCCCACCCCGGCUGUGGGGCGCAGGGGACUCGCCGCCUCAGUAGCUGGCGGGCGCCGCGGCGGUGUGCAGUGGCGCUGCUGGCUCCGGGGUCGCGGGGCUGGGGACACUGGACGUGCUCCGAGGACGCGGGCGCCGCUCCGCCCGGACCCGGGACCAGCCGUGCGCGCCACCCGCCUGUCGUCGCUGAGUCGCCCGCGGGGACACCUCUGUCGCUGUCCGGGAGUUAGGGGCUACCUGGAGUCUCCCCUCUGCUGCCUCUUUUUCUUUCUUUUUUUCUUUUUUUCCCUCCCCCUUCUCUCUCUCUCUCUCUCUUUCUCUCUCCUUGUUGUCGCUGUCGCCUUCCCUAUGUUUGGGAAACCAGACAAAAUGGACGUUCGGUGUCAUUCGGACACCGAGGCCACCCGGGUGUCCAAGACCGCGCACAAGGAGGGCCGGGAGGGCAAGGGCGCGGAGGGCAGCCUCCCCGCUGCCUUCCUCAAGGAGCCGCCGGCCGCCUUCCCCUCGUCGGGCGCGGCAGAGGACUGCGCCAAAAGUAAAGGCAGCUCGCCCGCCGACCCCGACUACUGCCGCCGGAUCCUAGUCCGAGAUGCCAAGGGCUCCAUCCGGGAAAUCAUCCUGCCCAAGGGCCUGGACCUGGACCGGCCCAAGAGGACACGCACGUCCUUCACGGCGGAGCAGCUCUACCGGCUGGAGAUGGAGUUUCAGCGCUGCCAGUACGUGGUGGGCCGUGAGAGGACCGAGCUCGCCAGGCAGCUCAACCUCUCAGAGACUCAGGUGAAGGUCUGGUUCCAGAACCGGCGCACAAAGCAGAAGAAGGAUCAGGGCAAGGACUCGGAGCUGCGCUCUGUGGUGUCCGAGACCGCCGCCACGUGCAGCGUGCUGCGGCUGCUAGAGCAGGGUCGCCUGCUGUCGCCGCCCGGCCUGCCCGCUCUGCUGCCCCCCUGCGCCACCGGCGCGCUCGGCUCUGCGCUCCGAGGGCCCAGCCUGCCCGCCCUGGGCGCGGGCACCCCCGCCAGCUCGGCUGCCGCAGCAGCUGCCGCCCCGGGCCCCGCCAGCGCCGCGUCCCCGCACCCGCCGGCCGUGGGUGGCGCCCCGGGCCCGGGGCCUGCCGGGCCGGGGGGACUGCAUGCGGGGGCGCCGGCCACCAGCCACGGCCUCUUCGGCCUCCCGGUGCCCUCACUGCUUGGCUCGGUCGCUAGCCGCCUCUCCUCCGCCCCGUUGACGAUGGCCGGGUCUCUGGCCGGGAAUUUGCAAGAACUGUCUGCCCGCUACCUGAGCUCCUCGGCCUUCGAGCCUUACUCCCGGACCAACAAUAAAGAAGGAGCCGAGAAAAAGGCGCUGGACUGAUCUUGCUCGCGCCCCUGUAUUUAUAUUUAUAGUAUCUAUUGUGGUGAUAUUUAUGGACUCUGGCUCGAGAGAGAGAGAGAAAGAGAGAGAGACGCGGGGCUCCCGGCUCCCACGAGGCCUGGUUCUACUACCAACACUACUGUUUCCUUUGGGCGACCGCCCUCCCCUACAUUUUUCUCUGUGCCUGCCCCUGCUCCCUAACCUCCUCGGAGAGCCAGGAGAAUCCAAAGAAUUGCAACAGAUGCCCGAGUUGGUCCACCUGCCGGCUGAUGCCAAACCCCCGGAGGAGCAGACUGAUUGGAGCCCACCUGCUGGAGACCGGGAAGCCGCUGGCCCCCAGGGUUCUGCUUCCAGUGUUUGAACUGAGGAAAACUGUGCACGCUCACUUCAGGCACCGAGGAGCAUGGCUGGUUUCAUCAGACCAAAAAUAAAUAAAUAAUGAAUAAAUAAAUAAUAAUAAAAUUAAAAAGGAAGAUGAGCCUGCCUCUUGCCCGAGAAACCAGAGCUUCGGGGAGUCCCCUGGCCACCCUAGCUUCUCAGCAAUCGCAAACACUGCAGCUGCACAACUGGAACAGACACUUCAGUUCCCACCGUGCCCUGUGCCCAGGAGAGAAUCAACCAAACACCAGGAGAGCAGCAGCGGUGGGGAUUCAUUUGCUUAAAUAAAUCAAGAAUCAUGUCCACCAUAUAAAACCACAUGGAGUAGAACCAGCUUUUAGAUACCCUGAACGAUGGAGUGUGGGCGGUGGAAGAACACGCAGGCAAAAGAAAAUUCAAAUUUCGGGUGUUGUGACUUGAACAGAAAUUGAAAGGGGGAGAAAGCCAAGGAGGAACCAGCCCACAAGUAACAGAACCAAGGGAUUGAAGCUUCAGGCUCCUCCCCAAGUGAGAACUGGGUGGCCCUGGGCAUGGGGCUCUGAGCCCCAUCACUCCCAGGCUCCUGACUCCAACCAAGUCUCUGGGUUUGGAAACCAGUCAGCUCUCAGUGGUGGCAUCAUCCCCACUCCUCUGAGAGUCACAAAUCUUACCAGCAUUCAGGGACAGCUUGGCAUUUCUUGGGGGGGAGUGUGGACCCCCCCAAAUACUCUGGAGGAUGGGACCCAGUUCCCAGGGAAAGCAGGGUGUUAUGGCUUCCUCUGUCAAUAAAUAAAUUUCCUAAUUCAGAAUAAUCUGACAAUAAGUAUCAGAAAGACACCCACCUCCUCAAGACAAAAACAAAACAAGCAAGCAAACAAAUACAUAAAUAAAAGAGGAUCUCAGUGAUCCCCAGCCAGAGCCCUGCCCACCACUCCAGAUGUAGCUUCUCCUCACAGGCAAGGACCCCUGAGAUUUAACCAAAACCACAGACCCAGCCGGCAAGGUGCCGCAGUGUCUAGAAUGUAUUCUUCCAUCCCAAGCAAGCGAGUGCAGAGCAUUUUAAGAAUAGUAAUUUUAUUGUAAAUUAUUUACAUCAGAAGCUCCCCCAUCCCACUCACCUUUCCUUUCUUUUAAAAUUUUUUUUCUUCUUUCUUUUUUUUUUUUUUUUUUAAGGCAAAUACUAGUGAAGAAAAUAUUGAGCGAUUCCAACGCGGGUAGGUGUUGCUGAAUCCUGGCUACUAACUUUGUCCUGAAUGUUUUGGAUCUUUGGAUGUUUUGUAUUUAUG
This is a messenger RNA of Erinaceus europaeus (western European hedgehog), 3263 nucleotides long. RefSeq names its product ventral anterior homeobox 1 (gene VAX1). The coding region runs from base 619 to 1620 and encodes 333 amino acids. Gene Ontology annotation, biological process: neuron differentiation; regulation of DNA-templated transcription; central nervous system development. Gene Ontology annotation, molecular function: DNA binding; DNA-binding transcription factor activity, RNA polymerase II-specific. The transcript has 3 exons. The record is from RefSeq and is a predicted model, not a curated record. NCBI's taxonomy places the organism in Eukaryota, Metazoa, Chordata, Mammalia, Eulipotyphla, Erinaceidae.